GCACCUCCCCUGUUGGAUGGGGUAACCCUGGUGCCUGUAGACACAUACCUAGAUGAAAGGGAAGCUGGGGACCCAGGAACAGCUGAGUUCCUGACACAGCCACCCACUGGACAGUCACCAUGGUGCUUCUGCUGGGCUUUCUGCUCCUGUGGGGAGUCCCAGAUUUCACUGGAAGUGUGAACAUCACUACUCCAGAGCAGACGAUUCAGGAAGCCCAAGGGGAAACUGUCCACCUGCCCUGCAUGUUUGUCCUUAACCGCGAGGACCAAGGACCACUGGACAUCGAGUGGCUUCGUCUUUCGGGACCCAAUGACCAGGUGGUGGACCGUGUGGUUAUUUUAUAUUCUGCAGACAAAAUCAGUGAUGACGUCUAUCCAGAUCUGAAAGGAAGAGUGCAUUUUACCAGUCAUGACAUCAGGUCUGGGGACGCAUCCAUAAAUGUAACAAAUGUUCAGCUAUCAGAUGCUGGCACCUAUCAGUGCAGAGUGAAAGAAAACCCCGGCACUGUGAAUAGGAACAUUAAGCUGGCUGUCACUGGUUUCACUGGAAGUGUGAACAUCACUACUCCAGAGCAGACGAUUCAGGAAGCCCAAGGGAAAACUGCCCACCUGCCCUGCAUGUUUGCCCUUAGCCCCGAUGACGAAGGACCACUGUUCAUUGACUGGAUGCAGCUUACAGGACCAGAAAAUGAGGUGGUGAACCGUAUGUUUAUUGUAAAUUUAGCAGACAAAAUUUAUGAUGACUUCUAUCAAGAUAUGAAAGGACGUGUGAAAUUUACUAGUAAUGACAUCAGGUCCGGGGACGCAUCCAUAAACAUAAGCAAUGUUCAGCUGUCUGACACUGGUACCUAUCAGUGUGGAGUGUUCCAGGGCUCUGGGGCCGUCAAGACGAUCAUUCAACUGACAGUUGUUGGCAGAAAGUGUUUGUUUUCUCUGGUUACAUUUACUGCUUCAUUAUGAACCAACUGCUUCAAAUACAGGCCAACCCAUCUGCGCAUGCAAGAGACACGUGAAAACAAACCCACCGUGGGACACAGCGACAGCACCAUUUUAUUUUACAGUGUUUACUACAGUCAAGGUUACUGUGGUGAGAUGUGAGUGGGUUUGGUCCAUAUUUUAUUUUCCAUUUGAGUUAGAAACAUUUUACAGUAGUUAAAAAAUAAAUUUUUGUGAUUCCACAUUUUUCUUGACCAUUGGAAUAUUACAGUUUCAAGUAACAAAUGAUAAAAAUAAAAACAUUGCAAACUAAA
Messenger RNA from Mesocricetus auratus (golden hamster), 1249 nucleotides. Its product is annotated as coxsackievirus and adenovirus receptor homolog. Gene Ontology annotation, biological process: homotypic cell-cell adhesion. NCBI's taxonomy places the organism in Eukaryota, Metazoa, Chordata, Mammalia, Rodentia, Cricetidae. The record is from RefSeq and is a predicted model, not a curated record. Bases 120 to 959 code for a protein of 279 amino acids. The transcript is spliced from 6 exons. Gene Ontology annotation, molecular function: cell adhesion molecule binding. Gene Ontology annotation, cellular component: bicellular tight junction; intercalated disc; basolateral plasma membrane.